Messenger RNA from Spirometra erinaceieuropaei, 3035 nucleotides. The record is from the annotation of a GenBank genome assembly. NCBI's taxonomy places the organism in Eukaryota, Metazoa, Platyhelminthes, Cestoda, Diphyllobothriidea, Diphyllobothriidae.
AUGUCCCGUUUUCUCUUCUACCCGCACGUCCGUGGUGCAAUCUCGAGGCUACCAGAGCACUACAAAAGGCGCUAUUUAAGGAGUCGUCUGCCAUCAGCCAUUAAGUACAUCCAAGGGCCCGAAGAACCGUGGAAACGCGCAGCUUCAGAUAAUGCGCUGUAAGUUUUUGUAUUCUUUCAUUAGCACAUCUUCGAAUUCCUCAUCCUCUCUAGUUAUUCCUCCGAAGCUUUCGAAGUUGCGCCCGAUGUGUUGUUUCCCGAGGAGUCGCAGCGAGCCCUGUGGGGUGGAGAGGGUAUCGUCAGGGGCUUUAUCGAACUGAAACGCACACACACACGGUAAUGUCCCCAUUCGGUUUACCUACACCUCUUCAGUUGUCCAAAGACGUGGGGGCCUGACCUGAGGCAACACCUAUUCUACAGUGAAAUACUUGACCGAUGGAUGAUCAUUUUAGUAUCAGUAACUGCACUGAAGCAGAUUGAAAAUCUAAAGGGAAUCGAUAAUUAUAUUCUAGAGGUACUGUCUGUUUUUGCACAUGUUAAAUAUUUAACGCCAAGUCUAGACUCCAGAAAAUAAACUGUGCAGCCGUCUGGCAAUGUAUCUCAAGAGAGAGAUGCUUCGAAAAAUUUCAUCGGACGAGUUCCGGCGAGAGCAUCCCGAUUUGUUUACAAAAUACAGCAAUUUUGCCAUACCGGUAGGUCUCAGUGUUUCCAGCACAGUAAAGAGCCAGCCGGUUUAGAUGUCCGCUUUGUGUUUUCCAUACUAUUGUUUCGGUUUUUUUAUUGUAGUUCACACUAAAAUUAUGUAGCUGCUCAGUUAAACGUCAGCCUGUGUGUUAAAUUUGUUCACGUGUCUCAUUGGUUGACGAGGGGUCUGCUCUACAGCAAAACAUCAACCGGUGGAACUUGUUGCGUUAGCAGAGCUUCAUCGUCCUGGAAGUCUUCGACCUCAUGCCGCACCCUCCACCUCUAUGUACAUAACACACUUAGGAGACUGGAGUCACGAUUUUUGCCUAAUGUGCCAUUGUUAGCCAGCUACGCCCAGCCCCGGGCCUGGCAGACCUGGGCCUAUUGAUUACUGUAUAACACUCCACCACUGGACCAUGGACCUACGUCAUUUAUCUACAUAGCUCAUACGUCGUGCUCACGUCCAACAACACAGGUCUCUCGAAGCUAACCUUGAUUGUUGCUUCUUCCAUGAAAUCGAAGUGAACGGUGACUUAGCAUGCGUUUCAUGUAAGCAACCGCAGCUUUCGUUUUCUUCUCAUCCUUCCCCCUCUGUUCUCCAUUGUCCGUAUACUCCUCCUUUUCUUCCUCCCCGUCCUCCUCAUCCUCCCACUAGCUCGUUGUUUUGAAGAUUAAUGAAGGCUCAUCGUCUAUCGCCUCCUCUUUCGCCACCCUUAUCUUUUCUUUUUCCUCUUACCCACGCUUGAGCCUUCGAUUCGCCAUGUCUCUCCCACUCAUGCAUUUUUUCCGUUCCCUAUCCUUUUUUGUCGUCUUGCCUUCUGUUCGCUUUAUCUCGAUUGUUCCUAUUCGGUUUGGCUGGAAACAUUUAGCCGGAAGAAGCUGAAUGGGUCGGUCUGUCACUCGACGAGGCUAUCAAGAAACAACUGAAACUGGAGCACGAGCAGGCACGUAUAGAAGCAGAGACGCCCAAGAAAUACGUCUUUGCCGAAACUCUGCUUGAGCAAUUAGACCGGUCCGCCGAAUCCGGCAGCGAAGGUAGGCACCACUUUUCCAUCCUCAUUUUCGUAUUCUUCAAGGGACGUUUUCUUCUAAAAGGAUGUAAGAUGGGUUUCUGCACAGUUUUCUCUGCUUACGAUUUCCUGCAGUUAUCGGGGCCCUUCUCGAACUUACUUCAUCAUCACCAUUGCCACCAACCUCAUCGUCAACUUCACUGACGUAGUUUUCUUUGUGCUUUUCGAAAGCAUGCACCAAUUAGCAAUUUCAGCAAGCAUAAUUUGACUCGGGACCAUUUAUUAAAUCAAACACGUAAGGCCAUGGUUAUCUAUACGAAAUUAGUCCCCAUUAAUCUCCCUGGUACGAUUUCAUACGUGGUCGGUCGACCAGAUAUUCGGUCUUCAAUCGUCGAUUUAUGCAUAGACCACGCACGGAUUUGGGUAAUUCCGGCUUAAGGUAUGGAAGAGAAGAUUUUGGUGUUUACAUAAAGAACUAUCUAAUUCCACAGAGUUUAUUCGACACAAACGUCCCCAACUUCCUCCUGACUCACACUUCUUGUUAAGUCAAUCAUCCCAUUUUAAUCUGCGGGCAUUCCAAGUUUGUGUUUUAAAUUGUGGCCUUAUCACAGGGGCGGAUCCAACCAUAUACUGAACCACAGAGAUUUCGAACUCCUAGUCGUUAUUUUUUUAUUCGAUCUAGCUCAUGAGCAUAUACGUUUGUUUUCAGUAUUCGAUUGACGUUCUAAAAACUUCGUGUUUGAGCAUGAAAAGAGUCUGAUGUGCACCAGGCCUAUAGUAUCCUCGGACAUUUGGGGCAUGGUAUCCGAAACGCAGGUAAAGCAUUAAAACCCCCAGAAAGCCUCCUUGUUUUCCUUAGGUGAAUAAAAAAGCCGGUUGCUAUGUGCAUGUAUUGGUCCAAGGCGGCCAGUCCCCGGAGUUUUCCCCAUCACGAAUCCAGAGCCGCAUUUGCUUAAGAUGGUGUACACUGGUGCAAUUUCCUGUCUAUCAAGGACAUCCACUGAUACGAAAGUUUCUUUUUCUGUUCCUCUCCUAAACCAACAUGUCAUAGGAUGCUAAUGCAUGCGAGAUUGAUUCAUGGUGAUGCAGCUGCAUCCGUUCCAUUGUCUGAGUCUUUGACAGUCGAUAAGCGUUCCUACUUUUAAAAUGUUCAGAAGGACAACUACGCCUGUUUCGCCCUUGUCCUAAUCUCCUCCAUAAGCUGCGCAUGUUAUUAGUCGUCGGUCUUUAUUCUUCCUUUCCAGACAUUACCGACGGGCCGGCUCAAAAACCAGGACUGGCGUCUUCUAUAAGACGGUCAGUCGGUCGUUUCCUCUACGGUUCAAAGUCCACAAAAGCCUAA